Orussus abietinus is the source of this 3607-nucleotide messenger RNA. RefSeq names its product inositol-trisphosphate 3-kinase B (gene IP3K2). Gene Ontology annotation, biological process: inositol phosphate biosynthetic process. Gene Ontology annotation, cellular component: cytoplasm; nucleus. The transcript is spliced from 7 exons. Gene Ontology annotation, molecular function: inositol tetrakisphosphate kinase activity; inositol-1,4,5-trisphosphate 3-kinase activity. The coding region runs from base 1177 to 2973 and encodes 598 amino acids. Lineage: Eukaryota; Metazoa; Arthropoda; Insecta; Hymenoptera; Orussidae. The record is from RefSeq and is a predicted model, not a curated record.
GAUCAUUCAAUCGGAACUUUCUUGCUCCUUCGCUCGCUCGUGACGCACGUCUGACGUCAAUCGAAUCGGCCGGGUCCGACCUCGUCGGCCGAGUUCGUUCGGUUGUGGCUCCAAGCGGACUGCGAGGCGCCGCCGACCCCGUUCGCUCCUCGUUUUCCCUACUUUUACGUCAAUCUGACCACUGGCUCGACCGUUGCCUCUCCAUGCCUGCGCAAUCUCACCGCGCGAGGACGCACUUCCCGUUAACGUCCGACUUCUUUCCGAAAGGCCGCGUCGAACUACGGAAAGACUUGGUCGGAGUCAUCAAAGAUAUUUUUCGAACCAAUGAACGGAAUGAGGCCGGUUCUUUAGAGGACCCGUCUCCGUUGCGAGUGCUUCGAAGUUUCUGGCCGAAAACAGGAUUCGUCGCGAAGGAUAGGGAAUUCGGGCUCCCGAGAAAAUCUACGAAAUAUAUCUCGGAACCUGAGCGCAUACCGGACAGAUAAUAGCGUCCUUUUUGCGACGAUUCGACAGGUUAGUUCUGGUUAGUUGCCAGAAAUACCCUCGGAGGGCAUCGUCGUCUCCAAGAUGGCUGCCACCAUUAGCGAGCUGGACGCCAGAUGCGCGAGCAUCGCCCCGGUCGCACUGGCUGCACUUGUUCUCGCGCGAGAUGUGUCGGGUGUUCGAGAGUCGGCAGGGGAGGACGCUAUCUCGGACGUUUAAGAGGGACACUCAAGAAUCGAGAUCAUGCGGCUUGGAAGUUUUAUUCGAGGGUUGUGUUUCCUCUCCGUCCGGUUGGUUCGAUUUCAAUAGGAACACCGAGGAAGAAGAGCCCUAAUUUACCUUGAUGAGGUUAGGAACGCCGAAGAACACAAAUCCCACCUUGAGAUUUGAAAGACUGAAAAAUCGUGGGCGAUUCUCGGAAAAGGAACCAAACAUAAGAUUUUGAAAUCUGGUACGCCCUCGGAAAAUUCCCUAGCAAAUGUAAAAAAAAAUUGGUUCGUUUGGAGAUAAGUAUUUUAGUAGCAAAGUUGAAGCACAUCCUGUCGAGGACCUUCCUAGAUUCCGUAGGCACAUUCCUUAGUAUACUUUGAGCCUCUUAUCAAAGUGACAUUCAGAGGUGUUCAAGGAAAGCGUAGAGUUAAUAGGGACGACGGACAGUCUUUGGAAGAUAACGAACGAUAUAACGCGAUCACGAUGCCGAUGACACGAUCGUUUAGCAAAAGCCCGCAGAGCGACGAGGGCAUCGAGACCGAUCAGGAUCGACACAUGGGAUCCGUAGGACGAUACUGGAGUUUAGACUCGGCCCUAGUUAGUGACGACGACGCUUUGCAAAGCACACGGCAAGGAAAGAGGCACAAGAUGCGAGUUGCCAGGUGUUGCAGCUACGACAGUGCAGUUCUUAGCGAUGACGAUCAAAGUAAAGGCUGGGAAAACUCUAAUUUCGGUGAUGCCAUAGAGUGUGAAUUAAACGAGGGAAAACCAAGAUAUUGGAGAACUCCGAGCGUCGUUGUCAGUGACUAUUCGGAUUAUUCCUAUUUGGAUGAGAAGUACGAGAGGGGAGAUUUAGAUCCUGAAAAAUACGAUGGACACGGCGGCACUCCGAGUCAAGCCAGCAGUUGCUCCUGCCUGGACUGCGACGAAAUUCAAGAGUUUCAGGAUAUGACUUUAUCCGACGGUCACCUGCCACAAGUGUGCAACCACCGGCGUCAUUCGGACUCCUGUUGUCUUUGUCUGGGAUCUUCCAGUGGAAACACUCGAAGAGAAAUUCUUGACAGAAGAAACUCCUGCUUGGCAAUGCCGACGUCUUACGACAGCAAGUUUGAUAAUCGGCCAACCAGGCUCAGGCCGGAGGAGCUAGGAGAACCUCAAGACAAAACGACGAUAGAAUUUCUGGACAUUCCUCCUGCUCGAAAGAUAUCGGACUGCUCGACUUGCUCCAGUCUCAGCGGAGAUGACUUCGAAGUCACCGAGCUUCGGCCAGUGAAACCAUCUCAAACAUCGGGAUGGAGGAAACUCAGGAAUAUCGUCCACUGGACCCCCUUCUUCCAGACUUACAAGAAGCAGCGGUAUCCCUGGGUGCAGCUGGCCGGACACCAGGGCAACUUCCGAGCUGGCCCGACUCCGGGGACGAUCCUGAAGAAACUCUGCCCCCAGGAGGAGUCCUGCUUUCGGUUGCUGAUGCACGACGUCCUCAGGCCGUACGUGCCGGAAUUCAAAGGAGUCCUGGACGUCCGGGAACCCGAAGAGGUCCCUGGGAACCGCAAUUCCGACGGGAACUCCGGGAAAGAGCUCGACCUCGCGUCCGACGACAAGAGGAUCGUCGUUUCCUCCUACCUGCAGCUCCAGGACCUCCUCGGGGACUUUGAGCGACCCUGCGUGAUGGACUGUAAGGUCGGAGUCCGCACCUACCUCGAGUCCGAGCUCGCGAAAGCGAAGGAGAGGCCCAAGUUGCGCAAAGACAUGUACGAGAAAAUGAUACAAGUCGACCCAACCGCCCCGAACGCGGAGGAACGUCGCCUCCAAGGUGUGACCAAGCCCCGCUAUAUGGUCUGGCGGGAAACCAUCUCUAGCACCGCGACUAUGGGCUUUCGAGUCGAAGGGGUCAAGCUGGCUCAAGGGGGCUCCUUCAAGGACUUCAAGACGACUCGCACCAGGGAUCAGGUGACCGAGACCCUGAAGAAGUUCGUCGAAGGCUAUCCCCAUGUGGUCCCGAAGUACCUUCAGCGGUUAAAGGCGAUUCGAGCUACCUUGAAGGCCUCCCCGUUCUUCGCCUCGCACGAGGUCGUAGGCUCCAGUCUGCUUUUUGUUCAUGACGACCGAAACGCCGGCGUCUGGAUGAUAGAUUUCGCGAAAACGCUGCCCUUGCCCCAGCACCUGCCCAGGAUCAAGCACGACGCCGAGUGGCAGGUCGGUAACCACGAGGACGGCUAUCUGAUCGGCGUGAACAAUUUGAUUGAGAUUUUUCAGGACAUCAGGGACUCGACUUCCUAAUACGUCUUAGGGUUCUCCGUUAUUUUUCUUUUUUCUCGCCAACGUCGAAAACGAGGCGACUUAUCCGGCGUGAAGUCCUCGUAAAACGUUAUACCGAAGAUAUUUCGGACGGUGCUAGAUACUCCGAUGACUUUCAGUGACGCGCGACGAGAUUCUUCGUGAGAAAGUAGUCAAUGAACGAACAUAAAGGGAAUCGUUUAACCGACCUACGGAACGAAGCCAUUCACCGCGUGUACGCAAAUCACCCCAGAAUGGUACAGUUUCUGAAUAUUUUGAGAGGAAAUUUGAAUUGCACAUUCCAUCGACCGUCUUUCGAUAAGAUUAACCGAGCCGUAAAAUUGUCGAACAACACGUGGUUCUCCACGACGAUAAUCUUGUCGCCCUUCCAUGGUAUACAAGGGCAACGGAUCGCGAUCCUGCUUCCAGGCAAAAAUGUGUUCCCGAGGUGCAAAGUGCCUUCGUAGCUGCAAUUAUUUAUAAUCGAACGACGUGUUUCGUUUUCGAUCAUUGGCGACGUCACCGACAGAACGCAAUAGUCCCGAUGUCGUAAUUCCCCUAGUCCAUAGUUUGCGGAAAACCGUGUGUAUUCAUAUUUAUUUUAACCAGUCGUCGAGUCGGUUCAUCCUAGGACAGA